AUGGCUGACGUUAAUGAUGAAGCUGUACCGCGACGUCGGCGACGCCGAAGACAAUCAAGAUCGAAUUGUAUCGACACGUUACCCGACAGAAUUUUUAAUGGCUACAGAUAUAAAUUAGGAUCAAGAUUAACGAAUGGCAGCCGUCGAUUGAAAUGUUCCGAAUAUGCAAGGUAUAAUUGCACGGCGCAAGGAACAUUAUCCCCUUUAGAUGAAUUUUCCUACGUAGAAGGACAUGAUGAACAUGUAGAUUUACCUCUUCCGAACGCUCAGUGCAAAGCAGAAUUUGAGCGAGCGCUGCACAAAGCUUGUAAAAGGCAGUUUCGAAAAGUAGAGCUUAUUUACAACGACACAGCACUUUUGCAUCAAGAAGCUGCAGAGCUGAUCACUUUCCAAGAUAUUAAGAUAAAAAUGAUUUCAUGGCAAAAAACAAUGCGGCUGUCAACGAUAAACACAAUUGAAGAUCUACAGACUAUAUUACAACUAGAAGCUUAUGCAAAUAUUGGAUUAAAUAAUUUUAGUAGAACUGAUAUACAAUUUGUUACUAAUACCACAAAUGAAAUAAUAGCAAUAAUGUUUAGAGACCAGGAACUACAGAGAAAAGUUACAACAUCAAAAUUAUAUAUAACAUCAUCAGCAAUAGUACCUGAAAAUGUUGGUGCUCUUCAGAUUAUAACCAUAGCAACCCACCACUCUGAAUAUAUUAUGCCAAUUAUCUAUUUAAUUAUGUUAAGAAAAAAUGAAGGAGACGUUCAAAGAGCACUAGAAGAUGGAUUACGUAACUUGCAACCUGAAGAAAUAUACACAGAUUUAGAUAGAGACAUACACCUGGCAGCAAGUGCUGUAUGUCCAAAUGCCAUCAAAAGAGGUUUAUUUACAUCACAAUGCAAAAUUUUCAUUAAAGAAGCUACUAAUUAUAACAUUGACUUAAACAACGAUACGACAUUGCUAAUAUUCAAUAAAAUAAUUGCUUUAAGUUUAUUACCAUCUACUUUAAUAUUGGAAUCAUUUGAAUGGAUAGUAUCGUCCAUGGAUGAUAUUCGUUUUAAUCAAUUUUCAAGAUUUUUGGAGUACUACCGCACAAAUUGGUUAUCAAGAAUAACAGCCAAUAAUUAUAGUUGUUUCAACAAUAUAUAUUGUUUAUUAAUAAAUUCUGAAUUGAUAGCUAGAGACAUUUCAAAUCAUCUACAUGAGGAUAAAAAUAUAUGGAGUUUUGUUGAGCAUGUAAUUAAUACCCACAACCGGUGUCAUUUUCACUUUGAAAAUUUAAUUGUUAAAGGGAAAGCAAACUGGCCUGCUAACAAAAUGAAAAGUAUAUUAACAAACUGUAAAAAUUUUACCAUAAUAACUAAAAAUUGGACUGCAAUUGCUGAUGGUGUAAGUGAUACCAAUGUAUUUCUGCGCCGUAUUGGAAGUGCGUUGAAACCAGUGAUCCAGAAUCUAGAAUUUUCUAAUAACGCCGACUUACCUAAUGCAUUUCAAUUGUAUUCCUUACCUAAUGAAGAACAACUACAAGAUCUAGUACAGAUUGCUGACAUUAUUAGAAAUCAAAACAAUGAUUUACUUCAAGAAGCUACGAUUGCUGAACUUCGCAAUCCCAUACAAUACAUUAUUCCACAAUUGGAUAUCAAUAACUUACCUCCAGGAUUAGAUUAUGAAAAUGUAGAAGAAGAGGAAAAUAAUAAUGAAAAUGUAGAAGAAGAGGAAAAUAAUAUUGAAAAUGUAGAAGAAGAGGACAAUAAUAUUGAAAAUAUGGAAGAAGGGGAAAAUAAUAAUGAAAAUGUAGAAGAAGAGGAAAAUAAUAUUGAAAAUGUAGAAGAGGAAAAUAACAUUGAAAAUAUGGAAGGGGAAAAUAAUGAUGAAAAUGUAGAAGAAGAGGAAAAUAAUAUUGAAAAUAUAGAAGAAGGGGAAGGUAAUAAAGAAAAUCUACAAGAAGAGGAAAAUAAUAAUAUACAAGAAAUCCUUUGGGUAUCUGACGAAUGCCGAUUUUGUUUAGUUGUGGCACCUACCAUUGUUUAUAAACCAUGCAAUCAUGUUAUCGCAUGCAAAAAAUGUAAUGCUACUCGAGUCCAGCGUAAUAUUAUUGAUGGGACAACAUAUGUCUGUAUAAUAUGCAAGCAAUUCAUUCAAAGAGUAUCAUAUUACCAUAAUAAACUAUAA
Messenger RNA from Microplitis demolitor, 2157 nucleotides. RefSeq names its product MATH and LRR domain-containing protein PFE0570w-like. The coding region runs from base 1 to 2157 and encodes 718 amino acids. The transcript is spliced from 8 exons. The record is from RefSeq and is a predicted model, not a curated record. Lineage: Eukaryota; Metazoa; Arthropoda; Insecta; Hymenoptera; Braconidae.